Molecule: messenger RNA, 2511 nt
Organism: Caenorhabditis briggsae
Lineage: Eukaryota; Metazoa; Nematoda; Chromadorea; Rhabditida; Rhabditidae
Exons: 11
Coding region: 1-2511 (836 amino acids)
Molecular function (GO): interleukin-17 receptor activity
Source: RefSeq, a predicted model, not a curated record
AUGCUGUUUCACUCAAUUUUCUGGUUGGCUCUGUUCUGCUUGGCUGGCCCGCAAGCGGUACGCACCGAGCCGUACAAUUUGACAUCUGUGGGCUCCGCUGACGUCAUCACAUCGUCGGAUUUAUUGCUGUUGGCGUCGGAGGAGACACCGACGAGGGCGCCGCGACCCGUGACAAAACAGGGCGACCCACUAUGGGUUACGGAUUGCUCGGAACCUCUCAAUAAGGAUAUUUCGUGCUCUGUGAAUAUUAUCGGUUGCUCGGACAAUGUCUACAAGUACGUGGAGCCGGGACUUGAGCCCCCGCGAGCUCAUGACGUUCGAGUUGCACCAACCACCAAGGUCCGCGGAGCAAACAAGAUAGAUAAUCGGAAGCAUCGACUCCACGUGGAUGUCUCCUGGCAAAUGCCCCAACUCGAGCGGAAUACGACAUUGAAGGCGUUCAAAUUGAUAGUCAAUGGUCCGGAUGGAAGAAACACAUGUUUUGUGUUCAAUGUGACCCAGACUGCAAAGCGGGAGGAUAUGUCGCCCCGCUACCGUUUCUCCUCCAACACUCUCUUCGAGUUUGGUGACACUUACACCGUCACCGUCGUCAGUCUUCCAAUAUCGAGGAAACGUGCACCAAAAGUGUCAACCACGAGUCUGAUGCCCGAUGAUCCGGAUGCAGCACUUUCAACGAAACUCGUGAAAACACACCCGGCAACGUGCACCGGCAAAUCAAAUCCGCAAGCGUCAAAAUGGGCAGCCAGCUUCCGGAAAAUAUUCUUGUUCAGUGCGAUUCGAAUGAUUCAGAUUGAGUUCCUCGCCGCACCUCCACAAUAUUGUUUUGAGGAGUAUGAGGUCCGUCUUCUGGAUAGCUCUGGCAUCGUAAUGCUUCAAUACGCUGUGAUCUCUAAAGAAGAUCUCAAAACGGAGACAAUAAACGGGAAAAAGGUCCAAUUCGGGGAAUACAAUUUCACGGAUAUUGAGCUGGACACCAAUGUGAUUCCAUCAGUCAUUCCGAUUGAAACCAGUCGUGAUGGUCGAUGCUUGUGUGAGACUGAAAAUGGUUGCAGCUGCUUGGCAGCUGAUUGGAAGCCAGUUAAAUUGACAAGUGAGUCAGAAGAAACAAUAUUGAGAGAUGGUGUAUAUGAAAAUGUUUCAGAGAUAGAAAAGCCGCCAAUGCAGACGAAUGAGACGGUGGAGAUGGAUGAUAUGGCGCAGAAGGAUCGGACGGAUCCCGGGACGUGGCAUUGGCACACCUACGCCCUCACCGGUGUGAUUCUCUUGGUUAUCGUAUUCGUUCUCCUGAUAUGUUCUGGUCCCAAAUGCUACCGAAGAUUCCGAAAGACGAAAAAAGCCGGAAAUGUGCAUUUGAUGAAUGAGAACCCGGCGUUCUCACACUCUGGAUCGAUUCCGUUGAUUUUGAAGCAAUCCGUCUCUGUCCUAAUCCUCUACAGUCACGAUUCGGCCCAACAUGAAGCGGCGGUUCUGGCGUUCGCUGAACUUUUAAGAGAUGUGUUCCAUUUGAAUGUUCAUCUCGACGCAUGGGACGAGGAUGAUAUUGAAGAGAAUCGUGCGGAGUAUAUCAAUGCCAGUAUAGUAAGAGCUGAUAAGGUGAUACUAAUCAACUCUAUCGGAGCCUACUACCGAACCAUUUUCCGUCAUAAAAUGGAGCCAGCAUUAGAGAGAGUGGUCCGAGGGAGAAACGAUGGAAUUUUCCACCUGCAAUGUGAACUGGCGUUACAACACCCCUGCGUCAUCUCCUGUCACUUCAACUACACCAACCCCAAAUACAUUCUGUUCCCUGUAACACGCCUUCUACAGUACGCCAUCCCAGACAACCUAAUGACCAUGACUACAUCGCUCACCGGUCAACCAGCCCGACCGGAACAGUUGGCUGGCUUCAACCAAUCUUUUGCUAGGUUACAAGCAGCAGUUUCACGGAAAGCGCAUUACAUAGAGAGUGAUCCUCAGUGGUUCGAGAAUACGCAUCAUAGAGUGGCACCAAAUCCAGUGAUCCCUGAGGAAGAGAAGCCGGUGAUUGAAGUGGUUCCAUUGCCGCCAAGUUUAAGGUUGGCGACGGAGUAUGAGAAUAUGGAGACGAUGGCAAUGGACGACUUGGAGAAAAAGUUGGAAAAGAGUCAGGAGCCAUCCGAUGUUACUGUAGAAAUAGAAGAGGAUCAUAACAUCACUCUAGAUUAUGGACCAAGGAAGUCGGACUUGUUAGGGUACAUGGAACCAAGUUCUGCGAAUGAUGUCACCAUAGACUUGGAAGAGGAAGAAGAUGACGUGGAUUCGAUGGAAGAUUCUAGUCCGACUGCGCGGAUAGAAGAGCUGCAAAGGCUGAUAGUGAGCACUGAUAAGGGGCAUGAUUCGGGAAAUUUGGAUUCGGCGUAUGUUAGUGGAUCUGAUUUCUCGACGGAUAUUCAUACAGAUAUCCUCGACAAACCCCGACAAUCACCGGAAAAAGAUCGUCGGAAAGCGGCUCGAGAAGAUUCUGCAUUCCAUGAUGACGUCAUUGGUGUACAUUGA